GAUGGAAUUAGGCAUCAUGAUAUAUCAAGAAGAAUGGAAAAUAUUAUAUAUUCAAGACAUCUAUCUGAGUUUAAAAAAGAUAAAUAUGGAGGAUUAAGAAAGAGAAAGAAUACAAAUACUAAAAAUUUAGAUUAUAAUAAUAUAUCAGAUCAGCUAACAAAAGAAGAAUUAUAUGAAGUGUUAAAAAAUAUGAAUGAAUUACCACCAGAAAAUGAAUUAAUGAAUUUGUGGCAUCAAUCACUAAGUGUGGGAAAACAUAUGAAUGAAAUGUUGACAGAAUUAAAAAGUAUUAUUCAGCCAUACUUGGAUAAAUACGAAAGUAAAUAUAAUGAGAGUAGGCGUUCUGAGGCAACAUGGUUUAAGUGUCUAGCUGAUAUAGGUGAAAAUUUAUUAGAUAUGGAAUUAAGAUAUAACAAUGAAUUUAAAAGGUUACUAAAUAAAGAACCUACAUUGGAUAAUAUAAAAGAUCAUAUAUAUUCAUGUAUUUUAGCUUUUGAUGAAACUAAACAAGAUUUAUAUAAGAAAUAUAAAGACUUUUUUGAACGUAUAAUUGAUAAUAAAGAAUUUCGUAAUAGAUUUAAUUUUUAA
Messenger RNA from Plasmodium gaboni, 588 nucleotides. Its product is annotated as exported protein (PHISTa). NCBI's taxonomy places the organism in Eukaryota, Apicomplexa, Aconoidasida, Haemosporida, Plasmodiidae. The annotation marks the transcript as partial. The record is from RefSeq and is a predicted model, not a curated record. The transcript has a single exon.